Messenger RNA from Lampris incognitus (smalleye Pacific opah), 4825 nucleotides. RefSeq names its product ddb1 and cul4 associated factor 5 (gene dcaf5). The coding region runs from base 210 to 2711 and encodes 833 amino acids. Gene Ontology annotation, molecular function: protein binding. Gene Ontology annotation, cellular component: Cul4-RING E3 ubiquitin ligase complex; cytoplasm. The transcript is spliced from 9 exons. The record is from RefSeq and is a predicted model, not a curated record. NCBI's taxonomy places the organism in Eukaryota, Metazoa, Chordata, Actinopteri, Lampriformes, Lampridae. Gene Ontology annotation, biological process: negative regulation of fatty acid biosynthetic process.
GCUGCCGGGACGGAGAGAGGAGCCACAAAAACAACGUCGACAUCAAGCAGAGCGGCGGGGUAGGGACAGUCCACCAUCAUGUAGACCAACGUCACGGCGAGCUGUCGUGCGCUCUUAACGAAACGAGCCCAUGCGGAAGGUGCAUUGAUCGUCUUUUUAGAUUCUCCUCCCCCCCCCGCCGCCUUUGGUUUGGAAGAAGGGGGAGAGACAUGAAGGAGUUGAAGGGCUGCGGUAUGCGCUCCGCCGUGGGCUUUCUGUCCCGGCGAAGGCUCACCGGACAGCCGCUCAUGAAGGAGGAAUUCCAGAGGCGCAGGCUGGCCGGCUGCGCCAGCCUUUACAAGAGGGACAUGCUCGGGCAUUUCGGCUGUGUCAACGCCAUCGAGUUCUCCAACAACGGGGGGGAAUGGCUUGUGUCUGGAGGAGAUGACCGCAGGGUGCUUCUUUGGCACAUGGAAAAAGCCAUCCAUGCUCGCUCCAAGCCUGUGAAGCUGAAGGGGGAGCAUCUGUCCAACAUCUUCUGCCUUGCCUUUGACAGUACCAACAAGAAGGUCUUCUCUGGUGGUAAUGAUGAACAGGUGAUUCUCCAUGAUGUUGAGAGAGGAGAAACCCUGAACGUGUUCCUGCACAUUGAUGCCGUCUACAGCCUGUCUGUCAGCCCUGUGAAUGACAAUGUGUUCGCCAGCUCAUCUGACGAUGGACGCGUGCUCAUCUGGGACACCCGCGAGCCACCACACGGAGAGCCGUUCUGCCUGGCCAUCUAUCCCUCAGCCUUCCACAGCGUCAUGUUUAACCCAGUGGAGCCCAGGCUGCUGGCCACCGCCAACUCCAAGGAGGGUGUGGGUUUGUGGGACAUCCGCAAGCCGCGCAGCGCCCUGCUGCGUUACGGCGGCAGCAUGUCCCUGCAGAGUGCCAUGAGCGUCCGGUUUAACAGCACAGGCACACAGCUGCUGGCCUUGCGUCGCCGGCUGCCCCCUGUCCUGUAUGAGCUCCACUCCCGCCUCCCCAGUUUCCAGUUCGACAACCAGGGCUACUUCAACUCCUGCACCAUGAAGAGUUGCUGCUUCGCUGGGGACAAGGACCAGUACAUCUUGUCUGGAUCGGACGAUUUUAACCUGUACAUGUGGAAAAUCCCCAAAGAUCCAGAGGCGGGAGGCCCGGGUCGUGUGGUGAAUGGGGCAUUCAUGGUUCUGAAGGGUCACCGCUCUAUCGUCAACCAGGUCCGCUUCAACCCUCACACCUACAUGAUCUGUUCGUCCGGCGUGGAGAAGGUCAUCAAGGUAUGGAGUCCGUACCAGCAGCCUGACAGCCUGGGAGACCUGGAGGGCCGGGUGGAGGACAGGUCUCGGAGCCUGUACACCCAUGAGGAGUACAUCAGCCUAGUGUUGAACAGCGGCAGCGGCCUGUCCCACGACUAUGUAAGCCAGUCCAUCCAGGAAGACCCGCGAAUGAUGGCCUUCUUCGACUCACUGGUCCGCCGGGAGAUCGAAGGCUGGAGCUCCGAUUCUGACAGUGACCUGAGCGAGGGCGCCAUCCUGCAGCUGCAUGCCAGAGGGCGGCGUUCCAACCGCACCGCUCCAAUACCGCCGACUGCUGGAGGAGGAGAAGGGGGGGCUAGAGGCAGAGCCUCGUCAGCCACUGGUCACAACAGCGACUCUGAUCACUCAUCGUCCUCCUCAUCAUUGGCUGGACCUGACACCUCAGGAGUCGAGGAGCAAGCUGGGGUGGGGGGGGAGGGCCAGGGCCGGCCAAGGAGGCGGGCCCAGCAACUGCGGCACCAGUCGGGCUUCCUGCUGGACCUGGUGAACGAGGACUCGGACUCGAGUGAGUUCUGGCUUGACCCCAUGCCCCGGCCACACUCUCCCAGCCCCAGGGACAACUCCACCCUGUCCAGCCCCACCUCUUCACCAUCACUCCCCGCCGGUGCCUCCAGUUCAUCCUCCUCAUCCACCUCCAGCUCCAGCAGCGAUGCAGAGGAUAAUGGGCAACAGGGGGGCAAGCGCGGCACAGCGAGAAGGCGCCGCAUGCACGUGGUCUCCCGGGCGGGAGAACGGCCCGAGUCCGUGCAGGCACUGUUCUCCGCUGUCGACUCCUGCAGCUACCCUGAGAUCUCCAUUGAAGACCCCUCCUCUCCCUCCUCAUCCUCAUCCUCAUCAGGUCAGGAUGUAGUCCAAUCCGGACCCCGUGGCAGCAACCCGAAAGACGAGGACAAAUGCCUAAGCCCCUCUUAUUUUGUGUGUCACAGCCCAGUCAUGUCCCCGGAGAGCCAGGAGAAUGAGGAGGGCAGCGAAAGAGUAGAGCAGGGGGGAGACUCCACGGCCUCUCCCGCAUCAGCUGAUACCCCAAGGACAGAGUCCCGGGCCGGGGAGAGGGUUUUAGCUAGGGCUGCUGCAGCAGAGAGCUCCGACAGCAGAGAGGAUGGCAGAAGCUCGCUGGACCCAGACAGUAACUGUGCCUCCCUGAGCCAGCUUGGCCAAGGAGUGAACGGGCAGCACCAGACUGUGGCACCACACAGUGGGCAUGCCAGUCAGAAGCACCAUGGCUCCGAAGAGUACAUCAGAGAAACGGCUGUCACACCGGCAGACACCAGGCCCCUGAGGGAGGGGACACCGCUUCCGCAGGUCCCUGCCCACGGGGCUCUGAAACGGACUCACAUGGGGUCGGGAGAGGGGGAAGUGGUGUCCUUACCCACAGAGAAGAAGUUUAAAACAUGAGGACACUUCUGUGUUACUUGGCGAUUUGGUUUUUCUGUUUCUUCAGAGACUUGCGUUAGGACAGGUUUUCUAAAAGUGGGCUCGGAAGUCUCCAGGGGAUCUUUGAGAUGUCUAUAGGGGUUUCCCACGAAAUUUGGGGAAUGGUUUGACUGUAAUUUACUAAAUUUAUAGCAAUUAAAAAAUGGAUAAGAAAUGCAGUUCUUGGAUGUUAAUAAUGGAUAAGAAAUGCAGUUGAGAGGCUUCUCUCUCAACUGUUGUCUCCUUACCUACUAUCUAGAUUGUCAUAAUACUAAACCAACAAAAAAGUACUAAUUUGUAUCAAGUGGUUGUCCAUUCCUUAUUUUGUGUCUCAUCCCCCAAGACAACAAAGCUGUUGUGAACCUCUGCUUUAGAAUGUUAGUUCUCUAUUACUUUGGCAGUUUUGCUUUUUUUUGGUUUGGGGUCUUGGUUAAAAAGGGGUUUCAGACAGUUGGACACACAAACACUCAAAUGCGGAGCUGCAGAGGAAGUUACAUAUCCGAGCAGCGUGUGAGACUUUUUAUUUUAGAACAAAUUGAUUGGAUAUUGUCAUCAAUCGAGGUCAAGCCACGGAUAACAAUAAUUUCUUUUGGUGGGGUCUGCGAAAAAAGGUAAAUAAGCUAGCUUUGGUGCAGGCAAAGUAUAUUGGCUCGUCAUUCAUUUUCAUAAUGCGUAAAUUCUUGGCUCGGAGGCUGUGGGUGGUGCAGAAAUUCCUACACGGGAUUUGGAGUCACUCUAGCCGAAAACCAAGGGAAAAAGUGUUAAUGGAGGACGUGAGACUGGCAGGGUUUAGUUUCCUCAACGUUGGAGUGUAGAGUAUCUGAUUUGACUCAUUUUUGUUUCAUUUAUUAUUUUCUUUCACAGUUGACACUGCUUCAGUGUGCCUGAAGAAUCGGUUGUCUCCAUUGUGAUUCUUGGAAGCGCCAUCUGUUUAAAAUGUGCAUCGGUGUUCUGUUUUCAUUGUCUUUACAGUUGUAUUUUGUGUGUCUUUGUCCAGAUUCUGGGUACCGUUACAAGCCAGUGCCCCCUUUGGGUUUUUUCUUUUGCAAUUAAAGCAGCAUAGAAAAACUACUGUUUAUUGCUGGGCCUCGGCGCUCCUUCCUAAUUAGCUCUGAUUUGCACAGGGUAUAUAUAGACCGAUGCUUAUUUAGGACAUGCAUUCUUGUUUUUGAAGCCACGGAUCUUGAAAUAAUUGUUAAUGAGGACUGUGGUCCUCCACACCACAAAUUGUUAUGCCCGCGCAUGCACGGUUGCCACGGCAACACAGCUUCAGCUCUCCUGUGAAAGGAAACUGAAGUAGAUUCGGCUCUCCGUGAUCCUGAACAGCCGUUCCCAGCCAAAGAUAUAAAACCCCCAUGACUUCAGUGCUUUCAUUCUGAAAAGAUUUGAUAAACAAACAGCUGCCGGGCCUGUCAAAAUGUAAGUUAUCGGGCAUCCGGGUGGCGUAGCGGUCUAUUCUGCUGCCUACCAACACGGGGAUUAUCGGUUUGAAUCCCCGGGUUACCUCAAGCUUGGUCCGGCGUCCCUACAGACACAAUUGGCCGUGUCUGCGGGUGAGAGGUCAGAUGUGGGUAUGUGUCCUGGUCGCUGCACUAGCGCCUCCUCUGGUCAGUCGGGGCGCCUGUUCGGGGGGGGAAUAGCGUGAUCCUCCCAUGCGCCACGUCCCCCCUGGUGAAACUCCUCACUGUCAGGGGAAAAGAAGCAGCUGGUGACUCCACAUGUACGGGAGGAGGCAUGUGGUAGUCUGCAGCCCUCCCCGGAUCGGCAGAGGGGGCGGAGCAGCCACCGGGUCGGCUUGGAAGUGUGGGGUAAUUGGCCAGGUACAAUUGGGGAGAAAAGGGGGGGGGUAAGUUAUUAAGCAUGUGAAUGGUGUAAUUAGUGUCUUUAAAGCACUAUUGCAUCACUGGAGUUGUAUAAAAACAUCACUGUCCAAAAUGUUGACUUGUCAAAACUGAACGAAGAAACAUAUCCCUGGUUUGACACAUUGACACCUGUGUACUUUGGAUUACACAAUAGUUUUGUUGCUCUGUGGUUUGUGUAACUUGCUAAGCCCAGAGAUAAGUGUGUACAUGUUCAGUAAAGGUCGAAAAGUGAAA